AUGUCUAAUAGAAUAAUUCCGGAAUCGAAUAUAGUUUUACCAUCAGAAUGGAACACCGGCUUAUGUGAUUGUUUUGAUGACACCAACAUCUGUCUGUAUGGUCUUUUUUGUCCAUGUUUUUUGUUUGGGAAUAACGUUAAGAGAACACCAAGUAUUACUACAUGGAGAUGUCCCUGCUUUUUAUAUGGAUAUAACAUAAUAUGUUUAAAUUGUUGGUAUAUUCAUAAGCGGCAACGAUUAAAUAUACGACUUGCUUAUGGUCUUCCAUCAGGAUGUGGUGAUUGUCCUACGGCAACAUUUUGUGGACCAUGUGCCUUAUGUCAAGAAGCAAGAGAAUUAAAUAUACGAGGUUUGUAA
Adineta steineri is the source of this 357-nucleotide messenger RNA. Lineage: Eukaryota; Metazoa; Rotifera; Eurotatoria; Adinetida; Adinetidae. The record is from the annotation of a GenBank genome assembly.